Malassezia globosa CBS 7966 is the source of this 2262-nucleotide messenger RNA. RefSeq lists its product as uncharacterized. Bases 1 to 2262 code for a protein of 753 amino acids. Gene Ontology annotation, cellular component: COPI vesicle coat. The record is from RefSeq and is a predicted model, not a curated record. Gene Ontology annotation, biological process: endoplasmic reticulum to Golgi vesicle-mediated transport; Golgi localization; retrograde vesicle-mediated transport, Golgi to endoplasmic reticulum. The transcript has a single exon. NCBI's taxonomy places the organism in Eukaryota, Fungi, Basidiomycota, Malasseziomycetes, Malasseziales, Malasseziaceae.
AUGGACAGUCAUGAAGAACGGAUCCAUGAAAUUAUCGAGCGAAACAAGGAACUAGAAGCUAAAGAAGAAUUGAAACGCCGUGCUCGUCAGCUCGAAAUGCAGCGCCGUGAUGCUUCGAGACGUUCUAAUGCAGGUUUUGGUAGCGAUGUUGGUUCGGUUUCUCGCACGUAUGACGCGACACCAACAGCCCCUGUUUAUGGCAUGCAGGAUUCUAUGGCACAAACAACUGCGCAGACAACGCCUCUAAAAGGGAAAGGCAUGCAGCUCGGGAAAAAACCGAAAGGGUCCGCGAUACUGGGCUCGGUGCAAAAAAGCGCACCAGGCUCUGCAUCUAUUACGCACAAGCCUGCUGUCGCACCAGCUCAAGGAGCCGCUUCGAAGGCUCGUGCUGCAGCUCGGCCUUCACAUGUCUCAAAGCCCCCUUCUAGACCUACCAACAAGCCUGCUCCCGCGCCUGCUCAAGUGUCUAUCCCACAAUCAGGAAGUGGUCGACCGGUAGGUGGAUCACAGACACUUUUUUCAGCUCCAGCCACUGAAAAAAAAGCAGAAUCACCUGUUCAAAAGCAAGAAUCUGGAGUUACCGAAGCCGCUUUGAUUGACUCUGUCGAGGAUGUCCCGCAUGAAUCAACAGUGAAGCUUCCUAAUCUAAUGGACCAACCUGUCACCGAAGAAUCUGCGAUGCAAGAAACGUUAGUUGCACAAGAUGCUCCCAACCAAGAGAGCAAGUCAGUCGUAACACAUUCAACGUGGGAAAUGGCGACCCAUGACCCCGAACAACUCGGCACAUCCAAUACUGAAUUCAAAGAGCAAGACAGCCACGAACACCGCACUUAUAGUGACUUUCAUCAAGAGCCAAGCGUGAAUAAUCGUGAGGACGAGUAUGGCGUCACUGAGCAAACAUUUGAUCCAGAGCGUGUGCAAGGCUUCGAGGAUCCACUAUCUGAGCAACCUGCUCGAGUAGAAGAUGCGUACCUCCAAGAAGACUCUUACCAGCCGCAAAAAAAUUCCAAUUCCCAGUACGCAUUUCAGCCUGUAGAAGCGCCUCACCCUGAACAAGAUUAUCCUCCAGAGCAGCAUUACUACCCAGAAGAGGCCUAUGAACAAGAAGACUAUAACCCUGAAGAAGCGCACCAAGCUGGACAUGAUUUAAACCUUGAACAGGGCCACAGUGCGGAAGACACGUUUGGUUUUGAAGAACUUCAUCAGCCAAAGGAAACGUUGGGUUCGGAAGAAGAAUUUCAGCCUGAGGAUGCACACCAAUAUGAAGACAUUCAUCAACCCACGGAGACAUCGCAGCCCAACAACCUGUACCCACACGAAGAGACACAGCCAGCGGAAGAACCUUGCGAGCCAGGCGUCCAGAUGAAAUCUGAACCAGCUGAGCAGAGUGUAUCUGUUGCUUCUGCCCAGCACGAUCAACCUCAGCUGGUUACUAUGGCAUCUUCUAUCCCGGAUUCAUCGAAUGAGCCUGCACCAGCUCAGCCUUUGGAUGCGAUGCCGGCUGAAAAACAUGCGGUAGAAAACGUGCACCUGACGGUGAAAGAACGUGUAUCUGUCACAGGGAACCGCGAUGGUGGGCUUGAAUCUCUUGAAAUCAAGGGCGAUUUAUUGUUGAAAAUCACAGAUCCAUCUGCUACACGUCUUAGCAUCCUCAUGAAUGCCAGUGAGCAAUUUGGUGGAACCGAAGUACAAUACCGCACUCACCCUCACGUUGACAAGCAGCCUUGGUCGGCAGAACGGAAGAUUGCUCUUCGUGAUCCGAAGCGUGAGUUUCCAUUGAACCAGCAAGUUGGGGUGCUUCGCUGGAGGUGUGUCACGAAAGAUGAAUCUGCUCUCCCAUUGUCGAUCGCUGUAUGGGUCAGUCCGUCGGGUGAUGGCGCAUGUGAUGUCAAUAUUGAAUACCAGCUGGAAAAUUCGUCUCUCGAGCUGACGGAUGUGGUGAUUGCUGUUCCAGUGCCUUCUGGUACACAACCUGAUAUUUCUGAGCCAGAAGUUGGUUCUUGUGAAAUCGAUUCGUCUAACAAUAUGGUCGUUUGGCGCACCGCCGCCAUCUCGAAUGCCAACGCGUCCGCAAGUCUCGAGUUCUCUGUCUCAAGCGGCGUAGAUUCGGUGGACGUCUUUUUCCCUGUUUCUGUCGAUUUUUCUGCUCACAGUGCGCUACUCCCGUUGGAAGUACUGAAUGUGCUCGAUGCACCAACCGGUACACCUCGGCACUUUUCGCAUGAGGCAGUGCUGGUGGCCGACAACUACUUGAUUCAUUAG